This is a messenger RNA of Saccharomyces paradoxus, 879 nucleotides long. RefSeq names its product alpha-soluble NSF attachment protein SEC17 (gene SEC17). The transcript has 2 exons. Gene Ontology annotation, biological process: SNARE complex disassembly; intracellular protein transport. The record is from RefSeq and is a predicted model, not a curated record. Gene Ontology annotation, molecular function: syntaxin binding; soluble NSF attachment protein activity. Gene Ontology annotation, cellular component: vacuolar membrane; SNARE complex. The coding region runs from base 1 to 879 and encodes 292 amino acids. NCBI's taxonomy places the organism in Eukaryota, Fungi, Ascomycota, Saccharomycetes, Saccharomycetales, Saccharomycetaceae.
AUGUCAGACCCUGUAGAGCUAUUAAAAAGAGCUGAAAAGAAGGGUGUUCCUUCAUCGGGUUUCAUGAAACUGUUUAGCGGUUCUGAUUCAUACAAGUUUGAAGAGGCUGCUGAUCUUUGUGUUCAGGCAGCAACCAUUUACCGUCUAAGAAAAGAGUUGAACUUGGCAGGAGACUCGUUUUUGAAAGCUGCUGACUAUCAGAAAAAAGCUGGUAAUGAAGACGAAGCAGGUAAUACCUACGUAGAGGCUUAUAAAUGCUUCAAAAGCGGUGGAAACUCUAUCAACGCUGUGGAUUCAUUGGAAAACGCUAUCCAAAUUUUUACUAAUAGGGGGCAAUUCCGGAGAGGUGCUAAUUUCAAGUUCGAACUAGGAGAAAUUUUAGAAAAUGAUUUGCAUGACUAUUCGAAAGCUAUAGAUUGUUAUGAGCUUGCCGGCGAGUGGUAUGCUCAAGACCAGUCUGUGGCAUUAUCGAACAAGUGUUUUAUCAAAUGCGCAGAUCUAAAGGCUCUCGAUGGUCAGUAUAUUGAAGCAAGUGAUAUCUAUUCCAAGUUGAUUAAGAGCAGCAUGGGGAAUAGAUUGAGUCAAUGGAGUUUGAAGGAUUACUUCUUAAAAAGGGGUCUCUGUCAGCUAGCCGCUACUGAUGCAGUUGCUGCUGCAAGAACUUUACAAGAGGGGCAAAGUGAAGACCCAAAUUUUGUAGAUUCAAGGGAAUCGAACUUUUUGAAAAGUUUAAUCGAUGCUGUUAAUGAAGGUGAUAGUGAACAGCUCAGCGAGAAUUGUAAGGAAUUUGAUAAUUUCAUGAGACUAGAUAAAUGGAAAAUUACCAUUUUGAAUAAAAUCAAGGAAUCCAUCCAGCAACAAGAAGAUGAUUUGUUAUGA